AUGAUAACCAAAGAGAUUUGCGAGAAGUAUGGUAUGCCCCGGCGGACUUUCAACGCGAUCCACAACAAAGCUCUGGCCCGAGGAUGGGGACCAGGUCAACCGGUGCUAAUUGCUCAUGUCGAAGACGGAGCUCGCUCCGGCCGCCCGAAGACGAGAGGAGACGGCUCUGACAGGCCCCUCGAAGGUGCGGAUAGUAUCGACCCAGUCUCUAGCCAAGGGGCGUAG
Molecule: messenger RNA, 225 nt
Organism: Colletotrichum abscissum
Lineage: Eukaryota; Fungi; Ascomycota; Sordariomycetes; Glomerellales; Glomerellaceae
Exons: 1
Coding region: 1-225 (74 amino acids)
Source: RefSeq, a predicted model, not a curated record